This is a messenger RNA of Alternaria ventricosa, 2655 nucleotides long. RefSeq lists its product as uncharacterized. Bases 1 to 2655 code for a protein of 884 amino acids. The record is from RefSeq and is a predicted model, not a curated record. The transcript is spliced from 3 exons. NCBI's taxonomy places the organism in Eukaryota, Fungi, Ascomycota, Dothideomycetes, Pleosporales, Pleosporaceae. Gene Ontology annotation, biological process: proteolysis. Gene Ontology annotation, molecular function: calcium-dependent cysteine-type endopeptidase activity. Gene Ontology annotation, cellular component: cytoplasm.
AUGGCCUCUGAGAGAUGCGAGGAUACACAAACCGGCGCACCUCAGGAGGUCAUCAACGAAUUCUGGGACAAUCUCAUCACGAAGCGACCCGAGAAGGUGACCAAGAUCUUCCCACCGAGUCUGUACGCGCAUCUACUGCCUACGCAGCGUAAAGAGGGGACCGUCACAGGAAAGAAUGCAGCUGAAUCCUAUGAAGCGGCCGCUGCGCAAUGUCGCGCUCGCGUUGCCCGUGUCGUCAAAGAAUGCCAUCGUACAAAUGAGAAAUUUACCGAUGCCGACUUUGACAUUGAAGAUUCGUCGUCAAAGAACUGUUUACAAGGCCUUAUGAGUUGGUUCAAAGAGGAGCCAGCAAAAUCAACAAAUCCACAAAUUAGCCCCGUGCGGCUGGGCAACGCUCUCUCCACGCUGGUCCAAAGUGGGGUAGUCAUGUCUGAUGGCGCGGUGUUCGAUUUUACAGCUACAGCCAAGCUCCUCACCAACAGGCCGAACAGCAGUAAAGAUGGUCCCAAUUCUGUGCAUCGCGUCGAUUGGAUCUUCGAAAACCCGCAAUUCGAACUCGAUGGCUUCUCCAGCUCUGACCUCAGACAAGGCUCAAAUGGCGACUGCUGGUUCAUUGCUGCUGUUGCGACUAUAUGCAGCAAUCCCGUUCUAAUGAACAAGAUCUGUGUUGCUAGAGACGAGGAGUGUGGCGUUUAUGGCUUCGUCUUCUAUAGAGAUGGCGAGUGGAUCUGGACAGUCAUUGACGACAACCUGUACCUCGAAUGCAGCGAUUUUGACACCGCUUUUGGUGAUCAGUAUGACCCGGCCAACGCCAAGGAGAAGAAAUACAAGAAGAACAACCAGACUGGAUCCGAAGCGCUUUAUUUCGCAUCUUGUGUUGACGAGAAUGAGACAUGGCUACCGCUGUUAGAGAAGGCUUACGCUAAAGUGCACGGAGACUAUGAUGCUAUUGCUGGUGGUUGCAGUGGCGAAGCGGUGGAAGACCUGACAGGAGGCGUCACAACGAAGAUUCUUACGGAUCGCGUCCUGAGUAAGAAACGACUGUGGGCAGAAUUGCUUCAAGCUGGCAAGGAAUUCCUCUUCUCAGCCUCCUCACCUGGCAUGGAUGGGGAUGACUCAGACGCUCGAAGGGGGCUUGCCCUGAGCCACGCUUAUUCAAUAUUGAAGGCAGUCGAUGCUGAGGAUGAGGACGGUACCAAAUAUCAACUUGUGUUGAUACGUAAUCCUUGGGGCAAACGAGUCCAUGCUGGCAUGGGCGAGUGGACUGGUCCCUGGUCUGACGGCUCUCGGGAAUGGACGGCGUAUUGGAUAGAUAAGUUGGGCCACAAAUUUGGAGACGAUGGCCUGUUCUGGAUGUCUUACGAAGAUCUGCUGAAAAGGUUUGAUCUUCUUGACCGCACGCGGCUCUUCAAUGAGGAUUGGACUGUAGUGCAGCGCUGGACGAGCGUACCGGUAGCAUGGGUUACCGGUUAUGUGAACACGAAGUUCUCGGUCGAGAUCAAGACAUCAGGGCCGACCGUCUUCGUGUUAUGUCAGCUGGAUGAGCGCUACUUCAAGGGUCUAGAAGGCAAGUACGACUUCGACUUGCACUUCAUAUUGCAAGAGCAGGGUUCUGCAGCAGGCGACUACAUUAUACGUGCUCGGGGUGCUUGGUUCGGCAAUCGUAGCAUUUCCGCCGAAGUUGACCUUGAAGCCGGAGUAUACGAAGUCUUGCCAAAGAUCGAAGCAUCGAGAAACAAAGAUGCUCCAGACGUUCCGGAGGUUGUCACUAAGCUGGCGGAACGCAAUCCGCAGAAGCUCAGGCAGAUUGGUCUCAACUACGAUAUCGCAAAUGCCAAAGGUAUCUUCGAGCUAUCCGAGGAAGAGCAGAAGAAGAAGGAACAGAGAAAGAAAGAGGCGGCUGAGAAGAAGAUGAAGAAAAAGGAGGCGAAAGAGAAAGAGAAGGCAGAAUUCGAAGCUUGGAGAAAGGAAAAGUCGGAAUUUGAAGCGUGGCAGAAGGAAAAGAAAGCCGAGUACGAGGCCUGGAAGAAAGAGAAGAACGAGCACGAGACAAAAGAAAACGCUGGGAAGGUGGGCAAGUCUGAGGAAGCAACGGAAGACAAAGAUUCGCCCCCGGAGCAAACUACUGCGACGGAUGCGCCUGAUAAUACUGGCCAUGACAUUGAUCCACCCACCUCAUCGGACACAGACGACAAGCCAAACGCCCCAGCCAACCUCACAAUCCAAAUAAAAGACACCCCAGACAAGACAGAGCCCGCACUCGAACCACACGACCCAAGCAACAACAGCGGCGGAGACCACACACCCACCUCCGAAACCUUCCCCAACGACCCCUACUUCAGUCCAUCCCAAUCCCCGCGACCCCACAGCCCCAACCAACAAUUCCCACCCCCACAACGCUUCCACUCCCAACCACCGCCAGACUUCCGCAGAUAUCCCCAUCCCCGGGGGAACCAUGUUUACGGCGGAGCUCCACCUCCACAAGACGUUCCUCAAACGCAACAGCCCAAGCCGUGGAAUGCAGUCUGCGUGUUGGGUUUGAGGGUGUAUAGUCAGGAUCCUGAAGUCAGCAUCAAGUUGGUGAAGCCGAAGGAUGAUGAGGAAUGUGCGAUUUUGGAUGUUGAUGGGGAGACGGCGGCGGGGGCGACGAUGUGA